This is a messenger RNA of Agelaius phoeniceus (red-winged blackbird), 1047 nucleotides long. RefSeq names its product glutathione S-transferase-like. Gene Ontology annotation, molecular function: glutathione transferase activity. The record is from RefSeq and is a predicted model, not a curated record. NCBI's taxonomy places the organism in Eukaryota, Metazoa, Chordata, Aves, Passeriformes, Icteridae. Gene Ontology annotation, biological process: glutathione metabolic process; xenobiotic metabolic process.
UAUAUAAUCUUAAGGCAGAACUGCUGUAAGUUCAGAGUGGGUCACACUGUGCAAGAUACCAGGGAAUCAGGCACGUGGAAACAUGUCUGGAAAACCCAGGCUGCACUACUUCAAUGGACGUGGCCGCAUGGAAUCAAUUCGGUGGCUCCUGGCAGCAGCUGGGGUUGAGUUUGAAGAAUCUUACUUGGAAAAAAAGGAGGAUCUGACAAAGUUACAGAAGGAUGGAUCCCUGCUCUUUCAGCAAGUGCCAAUGGUAGAGAUCGACGGGAUGAAGCUGGUGCAGACCAGAGCCAUUGCCAACUACAUAGCGACCAAGUACAACCUCUACGGGAAGGACAUGAAGGAGAGAGCCCUAAUCGAUAUGUACGUGGAAGGAAUGUUCGAUCUGAAUGAGUUACUAAUGACAUAUGAAAUCCAACCAGCAGACAAAAAGGAGCAGCAUUUUGCAAACAUGAUGGACAAGGCUGAAAACAGAUACUUCCCAGUAUUUGAGAAGGUUUUGAAAGACCAUGGAAAGGACUUUCUGGUUGGCAACCAGCUGAGCAGGGCAGAUGUUCAAUUACUUGAAGUUAUUUUGAUGGUAGAGGAGUGGAAGCCUGAUAUCUUUGUCAAAUUUCCUGUCUUGCAGAGUUUCAAAGCAAGAAUAAGCAAUAUCCCCACAAUAAAGAAAUUCCUGCAGCCUGGCAGCCAGAGGAAACCACCAUCAGAUGACAGUGUUGUAGACAAAGUGAUGAAAAUUUUCUACUCCUGAGCAGCACCCUAAAGCCACAGAAACUCUGUUUCACUGUAUUUGCAGAUAGUAGCAAGGUGAAAUUAAUCAAAAGAAUGGAAAUGUCAAAUUAAUGGAACGAGUGAAAAAAUGUUUUUGAUCUUUCCUUAGCUACAGGGCUGGUUUUAGCCUACUGCAGACACUUCACUGUGAAACUACAUGAGUGUACCAGCAAAGGAAAUAGUUCACUAAAUUUAAGGGGGUAAAUUGGACAACACAUAAUGCCUUGAAUAACUAAAAAACUACCUGAAAUAAAUUCUUACUAUUGAUACUCAAAA